AUGAAGGCCAUUCUGCUCAGUUUUGUUGUACUGUUUUUAGUGGUUGAUCAGUUUGCUCCUUUAAUUACAGGUUAUAUAUUGUUUCUUAUAGACUCCUAUAAAAAAGACUCAUGUAAUAUGGAAUCCAACCACAAAAGUAUUUCAUUGAGUCAUUGUGUGGCAGCGCCAGACAAACUGCCAUGCCCUUUACCAUACAAUGUUUUUUUACAGGAACGUCUAAUUUUGGGCUGAAGCUGAACUCAUUUAUUCACUUCCCUUUUUUGUGAUUAUAACGCCCUGAUCAUGUUUUUAUUUCAUUUUGGAACGGCUCUUCUAUAAUUAAUAAGAACUGUUCAAAGAAUUGAACGGCUCAGUUUUCUUUCGUCAAGUUUUAUUUUUGAAGUUUUUGACGUUUAAGUACUGAUUAAGUUCGACUACAAACUAAGUUGUUCUCCAGUGUAUCACGCAGUAAUAAAAGAGUUUUAAAAAGAUGAGUAAAUUGUUCCGUCAGAAUACAGAUCAGUUUUACAUUUCUUUUACCGUUACUUAUGCUACUCGCAAAAAAAAAAAAAAGCAAAAUACAAGACGUUCAUAACUGAUUCUCUCUACCUGGGAAUAUUCUUAGUAUGUUCUUAAAAUUAUAUAAAUAUUUUUUAUUUACAUAUACAAAGGGGUCUUAUAUAUAAAAAAGAAUGCAUAUAACUGAGUUCGUUCUACUCGCGCGACUGACAUGACACUGAUUGAAAUUCACAAAAAAAGGCGACCGGACGUGUAAAUAAUACAUUAUGUUUCCAUUUUUCUUUGUAAAGGUUUUGACACAUCUUAAAUUUGCUUGUCUUAGCAUCUAUUUAUUUUUCAGGGACCUGUCCUCUGUACUCUCCACCAACAAAUGGCGCUUUGGUGUGCAACUACAUUGGAUCGUACCCGACUUGCCAAGUUCAAUGUAAACAAGGCUAUGACUUUGAGUUCACUCCUCUCUUUGCUUAUUACUGCUCUGGAGGAAAUUGGCACAUGUUCUCAAUUGGUCCUUAUGAUCCAAAGCUACCAUGGCCAAGCUCCAAAAGUAAGUGCGAUUAAUUUCUCGUUAAUAUCAUAGGUGACGAAUCACUCCUUAAUUUUGGCGCGAAAUUUCAGCGUUAAUUUGUAAUUUCACAUGUGAAAUUACAAAAUUGUCAUGGCAACCUUCCGUACGUCUCAGUGUCAAGAUGGCGACGAAGUUUUAGAGUGAAUGAAGAUGUCAGGGCAAAAAAAGACGCUUUAGAAAACCUGAACACACAAGAGAACCUCAAGAAGGAUUGCCGAAAUAGUCUGAAAAAUUCUGAGCUUUAUAAGCCAAAUUUAAGGUCUAAACAUUUGAGAGAGUGGACUUCUCGAUCGAUACGAUCCAGGAUAAACAUGUCAAAAAUCCAAGAUUGCUAAGGUAAUUCCUCACCCAUGAUAUUAAUAGGUAAUCAAAUGGUAUACUCGUGAAAUCAGGGAAUAAUUUCACUUGCGUUUUGUCCACAUCCUAAUAUUUUCCCUCGCCUUUCACUCGUCACCAUUUGAUUACACAUACUAACCGUAUCUGCUGAUUACGAGCCUUGGGCUCACACAUUUGCGUUACGGUUUUUAGGAGGGCUUAUAACGGAGGGGCUUAUAUUCCAUGGGGCUUUUAACCGGAACAAAAAAACAUGCUUCGAAACAAGCUACAAAAAUGCUGAUCAAAAUGCGUCCUUAAUUUUUACUGUUUUUUUGUUUCUGUUUUUCUUUUUUUUUUUUCAAUUUCAAAACUUCUUAAUAAAUCUAAUUCGUUUCCAUACAAGCUAUCCAGGGGGCUUAGAAUCGGAUGUAUUUUUUUGUUAUUGUUUACAUAAAGAUGGGCCAACUGGAAGAGGGGCUUAUAAAACAGCCGAAGUAUAAGCGUUUUUAAAGAUGUACUACCACAAGCAAAAUUUUGCCUUAUGAAUUUAUUCAUAGAUAGGUGUCCCCUGUGGGUCUUAAGGACAUUAAACCAUUGGAAAAGUACAAAGUGGAGCCUCACGGUUUGCCUUAAAAGCAAAAGCGUGGUAAUAUAUAAAGACUGCUGCCGCUUACUGAAUUGGCAAACUCUGGAGAAACGUAGGGAGUUCUUAUCUCUGGUUCAGUGCUACAAGAUAGUUUUUGGAGUAGAUAGCCUUUCUUUUUUUGGACUUUUUUGAGCCUACUAAGUGUAGCAAACAAGAGCCAAUCACGAUUGUAAACUGAAUGUGAAAAUUUUCACCCGAUAUUGCUACAAGUAUUGCGUAUGGAUUGUUAAUGUUUGGAAUAACCUGCCUAAAAAAGUCGUAUAUUUCGCAACACUGAGAUUGAGGAUUUUUAUGCUGUAAAUAUCAAUUACCAUGAUUGUAAGCAUGGAGUUACGACUAUGAUAUGUAAAGAACUUUUUUCAGUUUUCAGAUUCGGUCACUUACAUAGGGUUAACCUCAAGAGUCUCCCCUUUCGAGUGGACAACUGAUUGUACUCGAACACGUCAUCAUCCUUCAGGAGACAGUCCCAAGCAAGUUGUCUUAUCUCUUGAGUAAAGUGUACGGUAGUUAUUAUUUGUUAUUAAAAUAUUAGACCAAAAUAUAAAUUGUUCUCAACAGAGACGGUGAACCCGAGCAAUUUAUGGCUGAGAAAUUUUCCAUUUUUCUACUUUCCUGGAGACUGUAAAGAUACCAACAAAGCGGCAUCAGUAAAGGACAAUUUCCUGAAUCUCAUGAACAAUGGCCCAGUACUUCCUCUGUUUUGUAAAAGCAAUCCUCUUGAGUGCAACAAAAAUACAGUACAAGCCUAUUUUGGCGAUGUAACUGCUGAGAAAAGAAGACGCAAACGUAUUGCUGUCAAACUGGUAUGAAUAACUUUCCCAUGUUAGGCCCAUCUUAAAGUUGUCAGGCAAGGUUUGCUUGUCAAACAAGGCCCGUAACAAGUCUCCUUGUGCUCAAAUGCAUAACUGCAAAAAACAAAUUCCUGCCACUACAGGAGAAUAAAUAUAGUACAAAUGAUUAAUGCUAGCCCCUUUGCAGAUCUACCUCGGGCGUUUUUUUUUUCUUAAAACUUUGAUUGAGAAGUUAAAUUGCAAUUACCACUGCGACGAUCAUAUCCUCAUUCAAAACUUUGACCAUUUAAUAGGCCAUUUGCACGAUGGCGCCAUUUUACUAUUCCGACCAGAAUCCUUCAGGGUAUUGCUUUCUUGUGCAAAUUAAGGCUUUUGUUAUUUAAACCUCACUGGGACUACCAAAUUUAAAUAUGAAAGGUAAAACGAAAUGACUUCUGGUCUAAGUAGUAAAACGCGUCGUCUAGACCAAGUCAAAUGCAUUACUAAAAUUAUUACAGACCUUUAGGUUCUAAUUAGCCGACCAUUUGACUUUUGAGGGGUGUAUGGGUGAUUUGUUUGUGUAAGAAUUUUUUUCCCAAACCUAUGGUGAAAAAACAUUUCUCCUGACUUACAAAGGUGUUAAAUGUUUUUUCUGGAAUUAUACGCGAAAUCAGUCUUCCCGAUAUUUUUUCCACCCAAGUUUUUACUUUCCUGGAGACUGUAAAGAGGGGUGUAUGGGUGAUUUUGUUUGUGUAAGAAUUUUUUUCCCAAACCUAUGGUGAAAUAAUAUUUUUUCCUGACAUACAACGGCGUAAGAAUUUUUUUCCGUCAUUAUACGCCAAUUUUUUCAGUGUAGGAAUUUUUUUCGUCACGUAUUUCCUUGCAAGAAUUUUUCCCUCCAAAUCAGUUUUCACGAUAUUUUUUUCUGAAAUCACCCAUAUCCCCACAACCGCCCCCCGCCCCAAGUCAAAUGGUUGACUCAAGAAUGAUUACGAGGACCAGAUUUUCUCAAAAGCAAGUAGUGCGCGCGCGUGAACCAGUGUCAUUUUGGCGGGAAAACUCGACAACCAUCGUCUCUCGGUAAGAGUUAUUGUUCAGCGAGAUUAUCGUAGUGGCGGAAACAAGUGAUCAUUUUGUCGUCGGAAGAAGGCUUAAACUGCUUCAGAAAAAAAUGAACGGGCUAACUUUCCUGGUAAAAAAAGUAUUAUGAAGCUUUCGCGGUGUAUUUUGAGAAUACGCGAAAACAUUAAGUUAAAUCUUGUCUCGUAGUCGUCCUAAAGUGUAGGUCUCGAAUCUAAAAGUCGAUCUCUAGUACAGCAAAAUCAAUAACAACAACAACAAAGAAAAGUUAACCAAAAACAAAUCAUAAUUACGGGCUAGAGCAAGUCAACAAGAUUUAACUUAAAAUAAUAUAGAGCAUUUCUUUUACGUAUUGUUUAAAAUUAAGAGGAGAGUGAGUUUCUUUUUCGAUAAUUUGAAAACACGAUUUAAUAUACACGUGGUAUAAACCUUCCUCUAACGGAAUAUCUUUUAUUAUUUUAACUACUUCCACAGGAGUCUCAACAAGGAAAGAAAGUAAACAAAGUGACCAACGCUUAG
Molecule: messenger RNA, 4393 nt
Organism: Porites evermanni
Lineage: Eukaryota; Metazoa; Cnidaria; Anthozoa; Scleractinia; Poritidae
Source: the annotation of a GenBank genome assembly